GCUCGCUGGGGACUGGCAGGAACCGGAGCAGCACUGCCGCCUCUGGCGCGAAGGCUCAGGCGCCUCCUCCCGCCCCAGUCACUGUGGCUCGGCGCAAGCUGCCGGCGGCUGCCCUUUCCGCCUCUCGAGAAGAAAGCCCGCGGGCCGCCGCCGCGCUUGAACCAUGGCCUCGGGCCGAAGGGGCUGGGACAGCUCCCACGAAGACGAUCUGCCCGUGUACCUGGCCAGGCCGGGCACCACGGACCAGGUCCCGCGGCAGAAGUACGGCGGCAUGUUCUGCAACGUGGAGGGCGCCUUCGAGAGCAAGACGUUGGAUUUCGAUGCCCUGAGCGUGGGGCAGCGGGGCGCGAAGACUCCCCGCAGCAGCCAGGGCAGCGGCCGCGGCUCGGGGAGCAGAGCCGGGGUCGAGGGGGACACCCCGCGCAGGGGCCAAGGCCGGGAGGAGAGCAGGGAGCCGGUGCCCGCAUCGCCCGCGCCCGCCGGGGUGGAGAUCCGGAGUGCCACAGGCAAGGAGGUUUUGCAGAACCUCGGCCCCAAGGACAAGAGUGACCGUCUUCUUAUCAAGGGAGGCAGAAUUGUCAACGAUGAUCAGUCCUUUUAUGCUGAUAUUUACAUGGAAGAUGGUUUAAUAAAGCAAAUUGGAGACAAUCUGAUUGUCCCUGGAGGAGUGAAGACCGUCGAGGCCAAUGGGAAGAUGGUGAUCCCUGGAGGCAUCGAUGUCCACACUCACUUCCAGAUGCCAUACAAGGGAAUGACCACAGUGGAUGACUUCUUCCAAGGGACAAAGGCUGCCUUAGCGGGGGGCACCACCAUGAUCAUUGACCACGUGGUGCCCGAGCCUGAGUCCAGCCUGACGGAGGCCUAUGAGAAGUGGCGGGAGUGGGCCGAUGGCAAGAGCUGCUGUGACUACGCCUUGCACGUGGACGUCACCCACUGGAAUGACAGCGUCAAGCAGGAGGUGCAGAGCCUCAUCAAGGACAAAGGGGUUAACUCCUUCAUGGUUUACAUGGCCUAUAAGGAUUUGUAUCAAGUGUCCAACACGGAGCUCUAUGAGAUCUUCACCUGUCUGGGAGAGCUGGGAGCCAUUGCUCAAGUUCAUGCUGAGAAUGGGGAUAUCAUUGCCCAGGAGCAAACUCGGAUGUUGGAAAUGGGGAUCACUGGCCCAGAAGGCCAUGUACUGAGCAGACCAGAGGAGCUAGAAGCUGAGGCUGUGUUCCGUGCCAUCACCAUCGCCAGCCAAACCAACUGUCCUCUUUACGUCACGAAGGUCAUGAGCAAGAGUGCGGCCGACCUCAUCUCACAAGCCAGGAAAAAAGGAAAUGUGGUCUUUGGCGAGCCCAUCACUGCCAGCCUCGGCACAGAUGGAACCCAUUACUGGAGCAAGAAUUGGGCUAAGGCUGCUGCAUUUGUGACAUCCCCACCUCUGAGUCCCGACCCGACAACUCCUGACUACAUCAACUCCUUGCUGGCCAGUGGGGACCUGCAGCUCUCUGGAAGUGCCCACUGCACCUUCAGUACUGCCCAGAAAGCCAUCGGGAAGGACAACUUCACAGCCAUUCCCGAGGGCACCAACGGGGUGGAGGAGCGGAUGUCUGUCAUCUGGGACAAGGCCGUGGCCACAGGAAAAAUGGAUGAAAACCAGUUUGUGGCCGUGACAAGCACAAAUGCUGCCAAGAUCUUCAACCUGUAUCCCCGUAAGGGAAGAAUAUCUGUGGGUUCUGACAGCGACCUGGUGAUCUGGGAUCCAGAUGCUGUAAAGAUUGUCUCUGCCAAGAACCACCAGUCGGCUGCAGAGUACAACAUCUUUGAAGGGAUGGAGCUGCGUGGGGCGCCUCUGGUGGUCAUCUGCCAGGGGAAGAUCAUGCUGGAAGAUGGCAACCUGCACGUGACGCAGGGGACCGGCCGUUUCAUCCCCUGCAGCCCGUUCUCUGACUAUGUCUACAAGCGCAUUAAAGCCCGGAGGAAGAUGGCAGACCUGCACGCUGUCCCGAGGGGCAUGUAUGAUGGGCCCGUGUUUGACCUGACCACCACGCCCAAGGGGGGCACACCUGCCGGCUCCACCCGGGGCUCUCCCACGCGGCCGACCCCUCCCGUGAGGAACCUCCAUCAGUCGGGAUUUAGCCUGUCCGGCACCCAAGUGGAUGAGGGGGUCCGCUCCGCCAGCAAGCGCAUCGUGGCGCCCCCUGGAGGCCGUUCUAACAUCACAUCCCUGAGUUAAGCAACCCCUCCGCAGAGGGGCAGAAGCAAGAAGAGAUUUCUUUGAAGCCAAAAUGGUACACCAAUAUUUAAGAAGGAAAGCGAAUCCAAACAGUUGCGAUCUAAAGAAUCAAUAAGCCUCAAGCCUUAUGUUUCUCCAAUGUUACGCUCGCUUGCCUAGCUUUACGAAUAUUGCUUUGUUUUCUGUUUAUGCAUAGCCUUGAUUGGUUUGAGCCCCCCCCCCAUUUACAUGCAUGCAAUCAGACAGGCCACUAAGGUGAAAGAGUCUGCUAUAUAGUGUCGAGAGCGUGUGUAGUGCUGCAUCUUAUGACAAGGGGACAGACAAAGCUGGGAUGUCAGGAAAAUGAUAGAAGGGACGCAGGUUAUUUGGGGUGAGUGGGUGGUGGGAGCCCAGAGCAAAGCGGAGGGCUCAAGGGUGGGGUAGGGUGGAUACGGGGGAGGUGGGUGGGUGAGCUGAAGGGGUCUUGUGUAUUGUGUUGAUGAAGUGCGUUUAUUUCCAUGGAAGAUGGCCACUUGGGCAGCCGUCACUUCAUCACAGUCCCCCGGGGUCUGCGGAGAAGACAGGCAGUCUUUGGGUUCUGAACUUGGUCACGUCCCCUCCUAGUAGAUUUUAUUCCUUUGAAUGUUUUAUUAAAACACCAAAAUCCAACCAUUGCUUCCACCUUCUUGGUCGUGCCAGUGUUUGGUCGGGCCUCUUUCUCAGUGUUGCUUUCAAAUUCUUCUCUUUCCUGGCCUGGGAAGGGACAGAGGAGAGAAGAAAGGACACUUCUCUGCCUCUGGCUCUCCCUGCCUCUUUGGUGCUCUUAAAAGGCAACAGCUGGGCGCAAGGCAAGGCCCUCAGGGUGAGGGCAGCCACGCUGAAGUAACACCUCCCUCUCCACAUGUGUUGGAGAUCACCUUCCACUCAGCUGUCUUUGCAAACGAGAAGAGUAGCAUGCCUCUGGCAUCCUGAGUUAGGAUCGGAGCUCAGAUGGGCCUGAAUAAAGGGCUUCUCUUGCCACCAUGAGCAUUUGAUUCUCUCCAUCUCCUGAGAUCCAGGCACAUCCAUGACAGAAGAGGACUUUUCGUUGCUGUUGAGAAUUACUUUCUUAGGUGUUCCUAACUUUCACUAGUACUAGGUAAUCUCAGCUUCUAUGAGACUCAAGCAGGGCUUUGGGAAAGCUAGUCUGGAACAGAGGGAGCACAUUCUGUGGCCCUGGUUCUAAUUUUCAAUCCUAAACCAUCUGUUUCCCCUACCGUUAGCAUAUCCUUUGGGGGAACUUUUUGUUUCAGUAUCAGAAUCUCCUAAGGUGAGUGGAAGUGACAUGCAGCCUCCUGAUGUGGCACGUAGAGGAAAUUAGCAUGAAGCAUUUGCAUCUGUCUUGUCUGUCAGAGCUGAGUGUCCAUUUCCCCAUCAUGCCACUUCUGAAAAUUCAAUUUUGGGGGCAAGUUCUGUAAGCCAGAUGAGGAUCUAUAGAACCAAGAGGCCCAGAUACAGAAAUAAUAUAUUCAACCUGGGAUCAGACUUCUGUGCUUGGGGGAUCCAGCUGGUAGAACCCAUAACCGUGUGCUCUAAGUACUUUGAAGAAAAGAGCAGGCCUCAGACACCUUUCAAGUGCUUAGGAGGAGCCAUUAUCUCUGACUGCAGGUUUUUAUAACUUGAAGACCAGAGAAAAGGAAAUGCAUGGCUAAAGAGGAAUUUGGAAAUAGCCAAAGAAGAGGAUUUCCCCUUGAAAGCUAACGUGUUCUAAUCAUGAAAAAGUUUAUUUUUCUUCAUAAUAGGGAAUCUUGCUAUUUUAAGCUUUUUUAUGGUCCCUUUAUUUUAAGGGAAACAAGUGAAGGGGAGGAUUAGCUCUUAAUUUAUAACUCAGAGAUUUGGGGGCCUAUCGUAGAACUGGGAAUGAUGGUUUUGUAGGCAGAGGGAGCGUGUCAAAUGGGAAGCAUCUAUAUACCUCAUUGGCUGGGCUGGGGAUAUGUUGCAGUACCAGCCAUAAACACCAGAUGGAGGAAAAGACGCGUUAAAUAACUCUAGUCGGAACAUCCACUUGGGUCCCAUCUGCUGCUGUUACCCAGCCCGAGUCCAACUCAUCCCUCUGCGACCUCUCUAUGCCGUGAAAAUAAAUCUUUCAUAGCCACUUGGUCACACUCAGGACUUCUGAAUGAAACAUUCAACCAGAACUUUAUAUUCUACACAAGCUUUCCUUGCUGUAGAACAACCCCUUAAUGCCUUCACGAUGGGCAACAUGAUCUGAGGAAGCCUCUCUUUCUUCACUUAUUAACUUCCCAAGCAUAGAAAUUCCUGAGAAUGCCAAGAAAACUCCCACUGUUUUCUUGGCUUUGAUUUCUGAUUACUUGUUACUUAAGAUUUAUAUUCAGAUUUGUCCUGUUCCAUGAGACGCAUCUAAGAGCCCCAUACAAAGGGUUUAGGACGAGAACAUGACAAUGAGUCACAGCCCUCUCAAAAUUCACUGGCGUCUCACCCAAGUGUGGGAGGCCAUGCUGGGUCCUCCUCUCCCCACCAUGCUUUCUUUUGCUGUCUCAUCCCUUGGCCUGGCCCCUCUCUAAGUGACCUGCCUUCCCCUCACCUUCUCCAUUAUUCCUAAACCCAGAUGACAGUCAACUGAGUUUCUCUCUGGGAGGGUCACCAUCUUGGGUAGUUGAGAAGGUAUUUGUGGAACUGUUAAAUCAGCCAUCCCGUGGAGAUAUUUCUUCUAAGUUUUCUAAAAAUGGCAGGAUUGUAGUUAUCCCGAAAAUGGGUUUUCUUUAAAGUCCAAUCAUCCUGUGGCUUUUUCUUCGUAACUACACCCAGAGAGUCAUGCUCUGCUCCAAAGGCCUCAAUCCAAAGCCUGGACUGUUCACCCUGAGAAGCUCUUCCCAACAGGGUGAUAAUUCCCACCAGCUCCUUGCCCCAAGUUUCCCAAGCCUUCUCCCUUAGAAAACUCCAGCUUGAGUCCCAGCUAUACACAUGGGCUUUCCUGGGCAGCCAGCAUCCAUUGUAAGUUCCCUCUUGGAAAAUGGUGUGUGGGUGUCAGUUCUGUGUCUGGUGAAUAUGGACAGACAGUAACUAUCUCCCUGUGAUCUGUGGUAGCUGUGAGGCAGCUCUGGAACGUGAAGAGCUGUUUGGUUUGAAUCGUGAAGAAAACUGUGUUUUGAGUUUAGCUGAGAUUAAGAAAAAAAAAAAAGUUCAUCAAGUGACUGUUAAUGUAAACCUGGUUAUUAAAAUAACUCAAAUUAUA
This is a messenger RNA of Equus caballus (horse), 5432 nucleotides long. It is a transcript of the gene DPYSL3, whose product is annotated as dihydropyrimidinase like 3. Gene Ontology annotation, cellular component: cytoplasm. NCBI's taxonomy places the organism in Eukaryota, Metazoa, Chordata, Mammalia, Perissodactyla, Equidae. Gene Ontology annotation, biological process: actin crosslink formation. Gene Ontology annotation, molecular function: hydrolase activity, acting on carbon-nitrogen (but not peptide) bonds. The record is from RefSeq and is a predicted model, not a curated record.